AUGGCUUUGGGAUUGUGUGAUAGCAACCAACCUUUCUUAUGGGUCAUCCGACAAGGCUCCGAUCCAUUGCCAGAGGAAGUCAAUAAGAUUGUCUCAGAAAAAGGGUACAUAGUUAAAUGGGCACCACAGAUGGAAGUACUUGCACAUCCUGCAGUGGGAGGUUUCUGGAGCCACUGUGGAUGCAACUCAACACUCGAGAGCCUUGUGGAAGGAGUUCCAAUGAUUUGCAGGCCUUUUCACGGCGAGCAGAAGUUAAACGCAAUCUAUAUAGAAAGUAUUUGGAAGAUAGGGAUUCAGAUUGAAGGUGAAGUUGAAAGAGGAGUUGUGGAGAGAGCUGUGAAGAGGUUGCUUGUGGAUGAAGAAAGUGCAAGUAUGAGGGAGAGAGCACUAGUUUUAAAAGAAAAGGUCAAAGCCUCUGUGAGAAGCGGAGGCUCGUCGUACAGUGCAUUGGAUGAGUUUGUCAAGUACUUGGAGAAAGUUCUUGAAAUGGAGGAAAAGCCAACGAGGAGAAGGGUAGUGUUGGUUCCAGUACCAGCACAAGGACAUAUAACUCCAAUGAUGCAACUUGCAAAAGCUCUUCACUCGAAGGGUUUCUCAAUUACAGUUGCUCAGACCAAGUUCAAUUACUUUAUCCCUUCAGAUGACUUCUCUGAUUUUCAGUUUGUCACAAUUCCAGAGAGCUUACCAGAGUCUGAUUUCGACGAUCUCAGGCCAAUACUGUUUCUGCUUAAACUCAACAAAGAGUGUCAGAUGAGCUUCAAGGACUGUUUGGGUCACUUGUUGGUACAACAAGGUAAUGAGAUCUCAUGUGUCAUCUACGACGAGUUCAUGUACUUUGCUGGAGAUGCAGCCAAGGAGUUUAAGCUUCCAAACGUUAUUUUCAGCACUACCAAUGCAACGACUUUUGUUUGUCGCUCUGUCUUCGAGAAACUCUAUGCAAACAAUGUCUUGGCUCCCCUGAAAGAUUCCAAAGGACAGCAAGAUGAGCUAGUGCCUGAGUUUCAUCCCCUGAGGUACAAAGACUUUCCGGUUUCAUGUUGGGCCACAUUAGAAAGCAUACUUGAGCUGUAUAGGAAUACAGUUGAUGAACGUGCAGCUUCCGCUGUGAUAAUCAACACGGCGAGCUGUCUAGAGAGCUCAUCUCUUUCUUGGCUACAACAAGAACGUCUAGUUAUUCCUGUUUAUCCAAUAGGCCCUCUUCACAUAGUGGCCUCAGCUCCAACGAGUCUGCUUGAAGAGAACAAGAGCUGUAUCGAAUGGCUGAACAAACAAAAGGUAAACUCGGUGAUAUACAUAAGCUUGGGAAGCUUAGCUUUGAUGGAAGUCAAUGAGGUGAUGCAAACUGCUUCAGGUUUGGAUAGUAGCAACCAACACUUCUUGUGGGUGAUCAGACCAGGCUCAAUAUGUGAUUCAGAAUGGAUAGAGUGUUUGCAUGAGGAGUUUCUUAAGAUGGUUUCUCGUCGAGGUUACAUUGUGAAAUGGGCUCCGCAGAAAGAAGUACUUGCUCAUCCUGCGGUAGGAGCGUUUUGGAGUCAUUGUGGAUGGAACUCGACGCUAGAGAGCCUCGGGGAAGGAGUUCCAAUGAUCUGUAGGCCGUUUUCUACUGAUCAAAAGGUGAAUGCGAGGUACUUGGAGUGUGUUUGGAAAGUUGGGAUUCAAGUGGAAGGUGAGCUAAAUAUAGGAGGGGUCGAGAAAGCUGUGAAGAGGUUAAUGGUGGACGAAGAAGGAGAGGAGAUGAGGGAGAGAGCUUUCAGUUUGAAGGAGAAACUGAUAGCCUCUGUUACAAGUGGAGGUUCUUCACACAAGUCGUUAGAAGAGUUUGAGCUGCCUGGAUGCCUUGAGAGGCACCCAGCUCAGCACUUUUUUGCUGCUUGGGGCCUCAUGGGAGAGCCUUUUCACGGCGAGCAGAAGUUAAACGCAAUGUAUAUAGAAAGUGUUUGGAGCGUAGGGAUUCAGAUUGAAGUUGAAGUUGAAAGAGGAGUUGUGGAGAGAGCUGUGAAGAGGUUGCUUGCGGAUGAAGAAGGUGCAAGCAUGAGGGAGAGAGAACUAGUUUUAAAAGAAAAAGUCAAAGCUGCUGUUAGAAGCGGAGGCUCGUCGUACAAUGCACCCGAUGAGUUUGUCAAUUACUUGUAG
This is a messenger RNA of Microthlaspi erraticum, 2133 nucleotides long. Lineage: Eukaryota; Viridiplantae; Streptophyta; Magnoliopsida; Brassicales; Brassicaceae. The record is from the annotation of a GenBank genome assembly.